AUGAUAGGGGAUUUCUUAAGAAUCCAUAGGGAUAUCGAUGAUGUAAUAGACGAAGAAGAUGCCCUUCUUAAGGAUACCACGUUUCCGAUGGGCACCGUAGCUACGUAUUUCUGUGAACGAGGAUUCGAGCUCUUGGGCCCAGCAAGAAGAGAAUGCCAAGCCGAUGGAAUGUGGACGCCGGAGGGUGUACCUUUCUGCGUUCUGAACGUGGCUGGUGGUAAGGCUCCCAUGCAGUCCAGCAGCGCGGAGGGCGGAAUUCCGCAACGCGCCGUUGACGGAAGCAGCGGUCAGAUUUACACGCCGCAAACCUGCACCCUAACGAGGCCCGAGCGUAGACCAUGGUGGUACGUGAACCUAUUGGAACCGUAUAUGGUUCAGCUGGUGCGACUGGACUUUGGCAAACCUUGCUGCGGCGAUGAUGUUCCCGGCACUAUCAUCGUUCGAGUCGGUAAUAAUCGACCAGAUUUAGGAACGAAUCCCAUUUGCAAUCGAUUCACCGGAACUCUAGAGGAAGGACAGCCCCUUUUCUUACCUUGCAAUCCGCCGAUGCCCGGUGCUUUUGUCUCGGUGCAUCUAGAAACUGCAUCAUCCAGCGAUAUUCUCGUGCAGCUGUCUUUGUGCGAGGCGUUCGUCUACACCGAUCAGGCCUUGCCGAUCGAAAGAUGUCCUCAAUUCCGCGAUCAGCCACCAGGAUCAACGGCAACUUACAAUGGCAAGUGUUAUAUAUUUUACAAUCGUCACCCGCUGAUAUUCAGAGAGGCUUUGGCCUUCUGUCGCUCACGAGGCGGCACCCUCGUGGAUGAAAGCAAUCCUGCUCUACAAGGAUUCAUCUCGUGGGAGCUAUGGAGACGGCACAGGAGCGACACAUCCAGCCAAUAUUGGAUGGGCGCAGUUAGGGAUCAGAAAGAUCGGACGUUGUGGAGGUGGACCGGAAGCGGCGAGGAAGUGUCUGUUUCGUUUUGGAGCUUACCGCAGGGCACUGAAGAGGACUGUGCUCGGUACGAUGGUAGUAGAGGUUGGCUUUGGUCCGAUACACCUUGCACAGCGCGACUUAAUUUCAUCUGUCAGCAUCAACCACAAGCUUGCGGCAGACCCGAGCAGCCGCCAAACUCCACGAUGGCGGUAACUACCACGUCAAGCAGCACUCCCGGCAACGUAUACGAAGUCGGGGCAUCGGUGGAAUACAGUUGUAACGUGGGUAGCCUUCUGAUUGGACCAGCGACCCGUACUUGCCUCGACACUGGUUUCUACAACGAGUUUCCGCCAGUGUGCAAAAGUAUUGAAUGCGGCUAUCCUGCAAGCAUAAAACACGGUGGAUAUACGCUUAUCAAUAAUACCGUCAAUUAUCUCAGCCAAGUACUUUACUCCUGCGAAGAGGGAUACGAGAUGACUGGACGCGCCCGAUUGACUUGUGAUAUCGACGAACGUUGGAAUGGACCACCGCCGCGAUGUGAGCCGAUUCUUUGCGACCCACCGGCUAUAGUCGCGCACAGUUAUAUCCAAAUAGAUGAGAUCGACGAGAGUGAAAGUGUCCCAUUGAAGAAUAACUUCAAUCGAAGUCUGUUAGUUGGUAGCAUCGUCACCUACACGUGCGAGAAGGGUUACCGGCUUGUUGGUUUCCGGCAAAUACUCUGCUUAGCUACCGGAUUGUACGAUCAUGUCGCACCCACUUGCAUAGAGGAAUCACGGACAACCGUGAGCACUUCUACCCGAGCGACGAUACGGUCAUCGACACCGAAAGUCCGGCCGUAUCUCACCCCGAGGAUUAGGACCACGACGAGCGCGGCAACAACCACUACUAGCACAACUUCGUUGCCAACUAGAAGAGUGCCUAAUACCGCGGAACUUCCAGCUACAGUGAGGGAGACUAUCUCGAAGAGACCGAGCGUUAACCUAAACAAACCCACGUUACCUUCAUCGGUACUCAACGACGCCGGUAGCGAUCAUCCGCAAGACAACGAGAUCUCCGGAAGCGGUGUGGAUCAUGCUCAAGCGGGGAUCGGCGCAGGCGUACCGGAACCUUCCGGCCCCUUCCGGGUAGAUGAGCAGCCUAGCGGCGCUCAUCAAGCCAAGUUGAAUCUAGGUGCUGUGAUCGCCCUAGGAGUGUUCGGCGGCUUUGUGUUUCUCGCCGCGGUGAUCACAACAGUGGUGAUACUCAUACGCAGAAACCGCGGAAGAAGCAGUAAACACUAUCGUCAUCGUGCAUCGCCCGAUUGUAACACCGUUGCCAGUUUCGAUAGCAGUUCCUCGGAAAGUCGAGGAGGUCUGAAUCGUUAUUAUCGUCAAGCCUGGGAGAAUCUGCACGAGACCGCCGGUCACAAGACCAGCCAUCCGCCGCUUCGUCGGAAGGAGACCCUGGAUGAACCAGGAUACCGAGAGAACUUUCGCGGUAGCAAUAACACCGAGCGCGACGGCUCGGAAUUAGUCGUCAGUGAUGUUGCCGCUUACCCAUCGAGCAAGCACGCCAGCAUCUCCGACAAGAAGCGUCAUCAUCAUCACCAUCAUCAUCACCACGGCAACGCGACACCUGAUUGGAGACAAUCGCAAUCCCAUCACCGAUAUUAAACGGAAGGUAAAACUAUAAAACACUUUAUCAUUGAAACGUAUUCGCUACAUCAUUAUUUGCGAUCAUGUGAAUGAUGAUUUGUAGAAGAUGUAGAGAGACUGUAGUGAACAUUUUCACAACUCUGUCGCGGGUCAAAAAAUCUUCCUUAAAUAAGGGAGCACAGCGAAUCUUCCACUAACAAGUUGUACCUAAGUAACGAAAUUGAGAACAAAAAUAGCCGAAAUAGAUCCUACAUAUAUUGUUCUAUUAUGUUAUAAAUGUUAUUUAUCGUCAUUCUAUUUUAUAUAUACGCGAAAUGUGUAAAUAUUAUAUACAUUGUAACUUAAAGACUAAGAACAAUGAAUUGUUACUCGUCGUAAGGAGGGUAGUAUAAGCUGGUCAGGAGAUAUGCCAAAAAGCACAAAAGUAAUAUAAAAUAACGCGAUCAAACGGACAUAUAGUAAUUUAACGCUUAAAGGUAAGUUAUUGUAAGAUUGAAGAUUUAUGUGUAAUUUCUUACACAUUUGAAAAGAUUUGUCUAACGAAAAAUCGGAUUGGCAAAAUUUAUAUCUGUAUUAUGGGUACCUUGGCCUCACUUUAAACGGAUUACUGUUUCCAGAAAAACGGAAUACUGUAUGUAUAAGUAUCAUUAAGGAAAGGCCGAUGUUAUCCAUUUAGGAGUAAAAUAAAUAUUAUAAUAACUGUUGUGCAUGUCUAUGCAAGUAAACGCGAGGACACGAAGACAUAUCUAACUAUGUAUUUGCCUAUGUAUAAUGUCUCGUGGAUCGCUGUUAUACCUCCAAUAUAUGCUACUUUCUCUACCGAGAAUUUGUAUUAUAUAAAUACGUAACAUUUAACUAUAGUUAUUAUCUAUGGAGCAUAUAUCUAUCAAGUUAUUGAAUUAAUAUAUAAUUAAGAAAUAAUACAAUUUGUGCAGUAUCUUUUUAUUUAUUGAUUGAGAUAAUCACUUGUGGUAUGACAUUGUACAUGCAUUUCCAUGAUUCUAUUUAUCGCAAUAAAUUAUGAUAGUGCCAUUUGGGGCAAACUUGUUUAACUUAUUGAAAAAGCAUUUUUGUCACUCAAACAUGGUACAUAAUAAAUAAUAUUAGCGCGCAUUCGUAUAUUACAUGUAUGCGAAUAUUAUUAGAUUUAAUAUCACAUUGUAUAAGAAUUUAGAGAGAAAAUAAACAUAUUUAUA
Molecule: messenger RNA, 3743 nt
Organism: Formica exsecta
Lineage: Eukaryota; Metazoa; Arthropoda; Insecta; Hymenoptera; Formicidae
Exons: 11
Coding region: 1-2565 (854 amino acids)
Source: RefSeq, a predicted model, not a curated record